Trypanosoma grayi is the source of this 558-nucleotide messenger RNA. Its product is annotated as AP-4 complex subunit sigma. NCBI's taxonomy places the organism in Eukaryota, Euglenozoa, Kinetoplastea, Trypanosomatida, Trypanosomatidae. The transcript has a single exon. The record is from RefSeq and is a predicted model, not a curated record. Bases 1 to 558 code for a protein of 185 amino acids. Gene Ontology annotation, biological process: protein transport; vesicle-mediated transport. Gene Ontology annotation, cellular component: intracellular membrane-bounded organelle.
AUGGCGAUUGAGUUCAUUCUCCUCGUGAAUAAGCAAGGACAGACGCGCCUAGCCCAGUAUUCGAACUUUAUGUCUAUUGCUGAGCGUACAGCUCUUGAGGGUGAGGUUGUGCGGAAAUGCUUGCAGAGGCGCGAAGCAGACUGCAGCUUCCUAGAACACCUGCAUUACAAAAUAAUAUAUCGUCGCUAUGCAUCUCUCUUCUUCAUUGUGGGCGUCACCAACAGACACUCAUCCACUGUACCAGCAAAUGCGAAUGGUGGGGUGCCCACAGGGGCUCCGUCGAGCAGCGGUGCCCCAGUAACACAAUCAGCGGAGGCAGGUGAUGGAGAGGACGUGCAACAGGAAGGGGAACUAGCAAUGUAUGAGUUCAUCCAUCUGCUGGUGGAGACGCUUGAUAAAUAUUUUGAAAAUGUGUGUGAAUUGGACGUCAUGUUCAAUGUUGAAAAGGCACAUUUUAUCCUGGAGGAGAUGUUCGUCAACGGCGGUGUGGGGGAGACAAACAAGGUGCUUAUCUUGCAACCGCUAGUGCUAAUGGACAGAGAGCCCCGCAGAGUGUAG